Molecule: messenger RNA, 1995 nt
Organism: Dendrobium catenatum
Lineage: Eukaryota; Viridiplantae; Streptophyta; Magnoliopsida; Asparagales; Orchidaceae
Product: 60S ribosomal export protein NMD3-like
Exons: 1
Coding region: 312-1856 (514 amino acids)
Biological process (GO): ribosomal large subunit export from nucleus
Cellular component (GO): nucleus; cytoplasm
Molecular function (GO): ribosomal large subunit binding
Source: RefSeq, a predicted model, not a curated record
AGCUAAAUUAUAAAAAUUAACCUUCUAUAAAAUAUGUCCUAAACUGGAAGUUCAGGAAACCUAAUGAAGUUCAAAUUCACUGGCAAAUAGAAAGGGGUCUAAGAGGCGCAUAGGUCUUGCCUUUAUCUUCUGUUUUCGUCGUUGCUGUUCGGUUUCGUUGCUUCGCAGGAGGUGAAAAGAUUGCAUGCGUCGCUUCUUCGGCUCCUUCGUGGCUGUUCCACUUUGCUCCUUCGACGACUUUACCUUCCUGUCCGAUCGGAAGUUCGGAUAUUUUGAUCGGAAGCAACAACGGGAGCUCGCUGGCUGUAAAGAUGUCUGAUCUGGCUGCUUCAGUCAUGUUUCUGCCCUCGCAAACAGUGGGUAGCGUUCUUUGCUGCAUCUGCGGCGUCUCCAUGCCGCCCAAUCCAGCGAAUAUGUGCGUCCGCUGCCUGUGUUCCCGGGUAGACAUCACCGAAGGCCUCCCACGCCACGCUUCGAUCGUCUACUGCCCAGAGUGCCGCAGCUACCUGCAACCGCCGCGCGCCUGGAUCCGGGCUGAUCUGGAAUCGAAGGAGCUCCUCACCUUCUGCCUACGCCGCCUCAAGCCACUCACUCGCCAUGUUCGCAUCGUCAAUGCUGAGUUCGUGUGGACCGAGCCCCACUCCAAGCGCAUUAAGCUCCAUCUCCGCAUCCAGAGAGAGGCCCUCAAUGGCGCCAUUCUAGAACAAUCUCACCUCAUUGAAUUCACCCAGCACGAUAACCUCUGCGACUCAUGUUCCCGCUUCCAAGCCAAUCCCGACCAGUGGGUUGCCGCAGUUCAGCUUCGUCAGCACGUCUCUCACCGUCGCACCUUCUUUCAUCUAGAGCAACUCAUUCUUCGUCACGGUACAGCAGCACGGACUCUUCGCAUCAAAGAGGCUGAUCGAGGUGUCGAUUUCUUCUUUGGAAAUCGUAGCCAUGCCAUCAAGUUUGUUGAUUUCAUCUCUAGCGCAGUUCCUGUUCAGUCAAGGUCAGAUAAGCAGCUAGUAUCGCAUGAUCCCAAGAGCAACAGGUACAACUACAAGCACACCUUCUCUGUUGAGAUAUGCCCCAUUUGCAGGGAAGAUUUGAUCUGCCUCCCGCCCAAGGUUGCAAACACUCUUGGUAAUCUUGGUCCACUUGUGCUCUGCACCAAGGUGAGUAAUAGCAUUGUCCUAUUGGACCCAUUCACCCUAAGAAGUGCUUACCUUGAUGCAAAGCAAUAUUGGGGGUCGCCUUUUAAGGCCUUGCUCUCAAAUCGGCAGCUUGUUGAGUAUAUGAUUUUGGAUGUAGAGAUGGAGUCCUCAGAGAUUUCUGUUGGAGGAUCGAAGUAUGCAUUGGCUUAUGCGCAGGUGGCAAGGGUUUCUGAUUUCGGAAAGAAUGAUAAUAUAUUCACUGUGAGGACACAUAUUGGGCAUCUUUUGAACCCAGGUGGCUAUGCACUUGGAUAUGAUCUUUAUGGAGCCAAUAUUAAUGACUUUGAGAUUGAUAAGUAUAGAGGCCUUGAUUUACCUCAUGCAAUUCUUGUAAAGAAGAGCUAUGAAGAGAAGCGGCAGAAGAGGCGUGGAAAGGUUCGUUCUUGGAAGCUGAAAAGCUUGAACAUGGAGAUUGACAACACCAAAGGGAGAAUGGAUGAGGAGAAGAGGGUCAAUGAUUAUGAGGAGUUCUUGAGGGACUUAGAGGAGAACCCAGAAUUGAGGUUUAACAUGUCGCUCUAUCACAACAAUGAUUAUCAGCCAUCAGAAAUGGCAUCUACUGUUGGUGGAGAUGAGCUUCCUUCUGUGCCAUUAGAUGACUUGAUUGCUGAACUUGCAAUCAGUGAUGAAGAAGAGAGCAAUUGUGGAAGCAUGACUGAGUAACUUGUUUUUGCAUCUUGAAGUCUUAACCUUAGUCCUUGUGCUAAGUUUUAAUCAUUUUUGUUUGUUAUAAUUAUUGUUUGCUGCGAAAAUUGAAACUUGGUUGUUAUUUGUUGAAUUUCCAUUGAGCGUUGAUGUUUCC